AUGAAGUUUCUGAUCGCUCUGUUGGUGACGGUGGCAUUGGUGAAUGCGGAGGCCGAGAAGAAGGUAGAUAAGAAACAAGAGAAGCGUGGCUUGGCAGGACUUGGCUACGGACAUGGCGGUGGUUUCGGCGGACAUGGAGGAUUCGGAGGCGGUCUUGGCGGAGGCCUUGGCGGCGGUUUCGGAGGCGGUCUUGGCGGUGGAUUCGGUGGCGGUGCCGGAGGCGGUUUCGGCGGCGGCGCUGGUGGUGGUGGUGGCGGUGGCACUGUCACCCAAACUGUGCUCACAGAAAACGUACCAAUCCCAGUUGCUCAACCAGUGGCUGUCCCAGUCGAGAGAACCGUCUCUGUGCCAUACAGUGUCCCAGUUCCAUACCAAGUUGACAGGCCAUACCCAGUUCCAGUAUCCAGGCCAUACCCAGUGCACGUAGACAAGCCAUACGCAGUACAUGUAGACAAACCAUACCCAGUAGCUGCUCCUUACCCAGUUAAGGUCCCAGUUGUAAACAAGGUAGCUGUCCCAGUGCCACAACCCUACCCAGUCAAGGUAGUCAAACCCGUCCCAGUUCCAGUGCACACCCCAGUCAUUGUGAAACAACCAGUGCAUAUUGGACACGGUGGAUUCGGUGAUGGCGGUUUCGGAGGCGGUUUGGGCGGACACGGAGGUUUCGGAGGUGGACACGGAGGUUUCGGAGAUGGACACGGAGCAGCGCUCGCUCUCGCCGCUGCUGGUGCUCACGGAGGUUUGGGAGGCGGUCAUGGAUUGGGAGGCGGACACGGACAUUGGUAA
Molecule: messenger RNA, 786 nt
Organism: Ctenocephalides felis (cat flea)
Lineage: Eukaryota; Metazoa; Arthropoda; Insecta; Siphonaptera; Pulicidae
Product: glycine-rich protein 23-like
Exons: 3
Coding region: 1-786 (261 amino acids)
Source: RefSeq, a predicted model, not a curated record